Molecule: messenger RNA, 921 nt
Organism: Chondrus crispus (carragheen)
Lineage: Eukaryota; Rhodophyta; Florideophyceae; Gigartinales; Gigartinaceae
Exons: 1
Coding region: 1-921 (306 amino acids)
Source: RefSeq, a predicted model, not a curated record
AUGGCGGCCGUUACGGGGGCUUGCGUGUCCGCGGCGGUGCGCGGGGCGGUGUGCGGCGUGCGACGCGCGCGUGGGGAAGCCAGGUUUCUGUGCGAUGGCAGCCUCAGUCGCCUCGCUCGGUGGCUGCGCCUUCUUGGCGUGGACGCCGCGCUGGAGGAGGGGCACGGCGGGAGACGCAAUGUCGACGCCUUAUUUGAGCGCGCCAGGCGCGAGAGGAGGAUCCUAGUCACAAGUAGCACUACCGUGUGUCGUCGCGCAAAUUGUCCGGAGAGCUUUUUUGUGCGCCCGGGCAAGAUGGGGCAGAUGGAGACGUGCUUGACGACGCUGCUGAAUUGUUAUGGCGUUCGGUUGGAGGAGGACAUGAUACUGUCGAUGUGCGGCAAGUGUGGGGAGGCGAUUGAAAGAAGGGGCGAGGGUGGGCCGAAGGAUACCGAGUUGUUUACGUGCGGGGGUUGCGGGUGGGUGUAUUGGGAGAGCACGUCCGGAAAGGGGAGCAGUGUCAAGGCAAGAAAGUUGGCAAAGAGGCUUUACAAGGCAGUGGAAGAGGGCCGCAGGAAGGCGGGAGCGGAGGUACGGAGAAGGGAGAGGUGUAGCAAUGAGUUUCGGGGGGGUUUGAAAGACUGUGACUGUACGGCACAGGAAGGGAGGCGGGGGGAGUACUGGUUGAGGUACGAGUCAGCUUUCACGACUGUGCAUGGGCGAGAGCCGGAAUAUACAAACGUGAAUGGCGAUUUUAAGGGGACGUUGGAUUACAUUUUUGUUGGAGGAACGGCGAAGGUGACCGCUGCCGAGGUCAUUGAGACGGUGGUAGGGGGGGGGUGGCCUAGCGACCACUCAAUGGUCAAGGCCGAGGUGAGUGUUGAAGAGCUGCCGGUGGGAAGGGCAGGAUUUUCACGAACGCGGUCUUGCCCGCUUUGGUAG